AUGUCCACACUGACUCGAGUUCCAGUUUCCUUUUUGUUCAGUUUAGCCUGGGAAAACCCAUCAGGUGAUUGGAUGUUGUUGGAAAUGAAGGUUGAUUUUGCAGGUGUUUUGUCAGAGAACCCUUCACUAAGAAGUUAUCCCAGUCCUAUAUCUGAAGAGUAUUCAAUCAUAAAUAAACCAAAAGAUGGUGUACCUUUAAUUGUUAUAAGUGUUCAUCCAGAUCAAAAAUCAAUUGGAAAUGAUUUGAGGACUAGAUUACAAAAUAAGAAUGUUGAAGUUUGGUGCUCAACAGAUGAUUUAGACAAAGAUUAUGAUUCAUGCAGCUCAAUAAGUAGUUCACCAGUUACUCCUACAGCAUCUUUACAUUUUCUAGGAAGAAGUCACAGUCCUGUGUACAAUAGCAGUCAGUCUGAUAAUACUUCAGAAUUGGGAAGAAAAUCAAGUUUUCAGUUCUCAAAUAAUUUUGAAAAUGGAAUAAAUUUCUCACAAAUUACAAAUAGUCAAAAUUCUACAAUGCCUAUAUCAACAUUGAAUAAAUUAAAAGUAUUUAAAAAAAAAGCUGAUGAAGCAAGUUUGGUAAUAAUACUAUUAUCGCAAGCAUAUUGUUCUUCCAAGACAUCAAUCAAACAGGUAUAUUACUGUGAACAUAGAAAAUGGACAAUUGUUAUCAGAACAGAAGAAUUUAAUAUGCCAAAUUGGAUUACACACUUACUAGAUGUAAAGAUUAUUGAGUAUUUAAAAGAAGAAUCUUUGAAAAACAUUCAAAAUGAAGUUAAAAAAGCACUUGAAAGUAAUAUUUUAUUAAACUGCAAAUCUGAAGAUAAGAAAAUUCAACAAAUGGCUAAACAAUUACUUCUGAAAAUGAAUGGACAUAUUUCUGUAUAUAUAACUGGAAAUACAAAAUUUUAUAAUGCCAAGACUGAAAAUAUUUGUCAUGCUAUAGGUCAGGAACUAGCAACAUUAAAAUUUCUCACACUUGUUACUGGAGGCUUUUAUGGAGUGUGUGAAGCAGUAGGAAGAAGCUUUUGUGAAGAUAGAGAAGUCAUUGGUGAAAAACCUGGUCGUGUGUUUCACAUUUUGCCUAAACACGAUGAUAAGGUUAAAGAUUUAAUUUUUAUAGCUUUACUUAAUUUGUAAGCCAUCAGUAUUGACAAUUUAUCAUCAUUUCACUUAAUAAUUUUUAAAGCUGUUUCUUAUUUAUUUUAAAGUAAAUACAGUAAUACCUCGACUUACAUGAACCCGG
Messenger RNA from Centruroides sculpturatus (bark scorpion), 1243 nucleotides. RefSeq lists its product as uncharacterized. The transcript is spliced from 8 exons. Lineage: Eukaryota; Metazoa; Arthropoda; Arachnida; Scorpiones; Buthidae. Bases 1 to 1137 code for a protein of 378 amino acids. The record is from RefSeq and is a predicted model, not a curated record.